UUCCUGGUACGACCUUCUCAUAUAGAAAGGCAGGGUUACGAGUCAGAGUUCGUAAGAGAAUAGGAAACCAAUGAUUCCCAUAUGUCCAGUAGUUUCCUUCACCUAUGUGCCCAGCCGGCUAGGUGAAGAUGUCAAAAUGGCCACCGGCAACUACUUUGGAUUUACCCAUGGUGCUGCUGCGGCCCAGUACAGUCAGCAGCCGGCCGCUGGGGUAGCGUACACCCACCCCACUACAGUGGCCAGCUAUACUGUGCAUCAGGCACCUGUGGCGGCACACACGGUGGCUGCAGCCUACGCCCCUACAGCGGCCACGGUUGCUGUUGCUAGGCCUGCGCCAGUUGCCGUAGCAGCAGCAGCUACUGCUGGCGCUUAUGGAGGAUACCAGUCAGCCCAUGCUGCCACGGAUUACGGGUAUGCACAGAGACAGCCGGAGGUACCCCCACCACCACCUCCUGUUACCUCACAAAACUACCAGGACUCCUAUUCAUAUGUGCGGUCCACAGCUCCAGCUGUAGCGUAUGACAGUAAACAAUACUACCAGCAACCUGUGGCAACACCUGCUGUGGCCGCUGCAGCAGCCCAGCCACAACCCACGGUGGCCGAAUCCUACUAUCAGACAGCACCUAAAACUGGAUACAGCCAAGGCACCACUCCGUACACCCAGACCCAACAAACGCGUCAGGUUACAGCCAUAAAGCCAGCCACCCCCAGACCUGCCACCUCAACCUUCUCCAUUUACCCAGUGUCCUCUGCUGUACAGCCGGUCGCUGCUGCGGCGGCUGCCUCUGUAGUCCCGUCAUACUCUCAGAGUCCCACCUACAGCACCAAUGCAGUCACAUACUCUGGUAAGAACAACAUUUGCAGAUUUUCUCAGUUGAAUUCUCAAAACGCUGAUGUGAUAUUGUGA
This is a messenger RNA of Sinocyclocheilus anshuiensis, 907 nucleotides long. Its product is annotated as zinc finger RNA-binding protein-like. NCBI's taxonomy places the organism in Eukaryota, Metazoa, Chordata, Actinopteri, Cypriniformes, Cyprinidae. The transcript has 5 exons. The record is from RefSeq and is a predicted model, not a curated record. Bases 71 to 907 code for a protein of 278 amino acids.